UUGUCUGUCCCAGUUUUGACGUCCGUAAACGUCCGCACGCUCGCUUGUUGGUUGUUGUUGGCGAAGUUUGUCAAUAUUGUUGGUUCAGCGAUGACUGGAGACGCUUCAAACGAUGCCGUCGAUGUGUCAGUUAUAAUCCCAGUCUUCAACGGCAAGCAAUGGAUCGACGAAUGCCUGAGCUCAGUAGCGCAACAGGAAUUCGACGGUACCUUGGAAGCGUCCAUUUACGACGACUCCAGCACGGACGGAACGGCCGAGCUAUUGCGAGAUUGGAAACCGAAACUAGAAUCGCGCGGCAUUUUCGUCCGCAUUUCGUCGGGCGAUCCGGGUUCCAAACCUAGAGGAGUUGGCUUCGCGAAAAAUGCCGCCGUGCGACAGAGCAAGGGCCGGUACCUUUGCUUUCAGGACAUCGAUGACGUCAUGCACCCGUCCCGUGUUCAAGAGCAGUUCUACGAAGCAACGAAACUAUCGCCCAACACGAUUGUAGGCUCCCAGUAUCAUCGCUUACCAGAAGGAUCUACUGAACGUUAUACAUUAUGGGCCAACACCCUGGAUCCAAAAAAGCUCACAGUUCAGGUUUACACGUCUCACGGACCCACUGUCAUCAUGCCCACGUGGUUCUGCAGCAGAGCCGUCUUCGACGCCAUAGGUGGCUUCGACGAAACUGGAAAGGGCACACCGGAAGACCUCAUCUUCUUUUACAAGCACCUUGACCUUGGAGGGAAUGUCGCCAGGGUGGAGAAAGACCUGCUGACCUACCGUUACCACCCGCAACAGUCUACGUUCACGAUAGCAGAGUCCACCAUUUGGGACCUGCGACUUGCCAGGCUGAAGCAGCACGUCUUAGCGCGUUGGCCGAGCUUUACCAUCUGGAACGCUGGGAAGCAGGGUCGCAGGUUUUACAGGAGCCUCGACAUUGCGAACCGAAGAAAGGUGUCUGCAUUUUGCGACGUGGAUGAGAAGAAAAUCUCCAGAGGAGUGUACAUCCACGAAGAAUCUGAGGAAGUGCCCAGACCAAGGGUACCCAUAAUUCAUUUUAGGGAUGCCACACCGCCAUUGGUUAUAUGCAUGAAAUUGGACCUGACCAAUGGCUCUUUCGAGGCUAACCUAUCUUCAUUAAACCUCAUCGAAGGCGUUGACUACGUGCAUUUUUCAUAGCAGCCUGAACUGCAAUAGCCGAUUGGUUGUUGACUGUAAAUAAAUGUUUUAUAAAAAAUAAAAAGGAAAAAUGUAAAACA
Rhipicephalus sanguineus (brown dog tick) is the source of this 1238-nucleotide messenger RNA. RefSeq names its product UDP-GlcNAc:betaGal beta-1,3-N-acetylglucosaminyltransferase-like protein 1. The record is from RefSeq and is a predicted model, not a curated record. NCBI's taxonomy places the organism in Eukaryota, Metazoa, Arthropoda, Arachnida, Ixodida, Ixodidae.